Ananas comosus (pineapple) is the source of this 1576-nucleotide messenger RNA. Its product is annotated as transcription factor SPATULA-like. Gene Ontology annotation, cellular component: nucleus. The coding region runs from base 411 to 1328 and encodes 305 amino acids. NCBI's taxonomy places the organism in Eukaryota, Viridiplantae, Streptophyta, Magnoliopsida, Poales, Bromeliaceae. The record is from RefSeq and is a predicted model, not a curated record. Gene Ontology annotation, molecular function: protein dimerization activity. The transcript has 8 exons.
UUUCUAAAAAGAAAACAGAGCAACCGCGUCACACAGAUAAGACCAUUAUUUGUUCUGUACUUUGCGCUUUUGCAGAAACAAUAAUAUAAUAAUAUAUUCAAAUGUUUAUUUAUAAGCAUUCACAUGUCGAAAAGAAAACCAAAGACAUAAGCAGCAGCAACCCAAAAAAAAAAAAAAAAAAAAAAAAGCCUGAAACGCAAGAAACCCGAACCCAACACACAAACCCAUAAUAGCUCAUAAACAUUACUCUCUCUCUCUACACAAUAAUAAAUGCAUUGUGAUUCCGAGUCCUAAACCCAGUUCACAUUUUCUUUUCUUUCUCCUCCCAGGAAAAGCUGCUGCAUCUUUCUCUUGAUCUCUCAUUUCUUUCUAAAUAAAUCCUCUGAGGAGGAGUUGGAGUGUGAGCGAAAAUGCCGUUCUCUUCGCUCGAUCCGUACUCGGGCGGCGACUCGGACGAGCUGGGCAGCCGCGGCCAUGAUUUCGACGAGAGUGAGGAGGGGGCGGAGGAGCCCGUGCGGCGGAUCCAGCCGCGGAGUUCGGGGAGCAAGAGAAGCCGAGCUGCCGAGGUUCACAAUUUGUCCGAGAAGAGGAGGAGGAGUCGGAUCAAUGAGAAGAUGAAGGCCUUGCAGAAUCUCAUACCCAACUCUAACAAGACAGAUAAGGCGUCGAUGCUUGAUGAAGCCAUCGAGUACCUCAAGCAGCUACAGCUCCAAGUGCAGAUGUUGACAAUGAGAAACAGUUUACAUCUGCACCCAAUGUACUUAUCCGGAGUUCUACCACCUCUGCAAGCUUCUGAGAUGUGUAUGGGCCUUGUCGCUGACAAUAGCACAGGAAUGAGCAUAGGAAUGGGCAUACUUUCCUUGAACCAGGAUUCAGCUGCUCACCAUUCUCUCGAUCAAUUGAAUCACUGUGCACCCUCCAAUCAACCUGCUCUCUUAACCAGUGCGACGAGUAUAACCAUUCCGGAAUGCUCAUUCCAAAUCGAGUCGUCACAAUCCCAAAUUGGACCAUUCCAGUUGCCUUCUGUUACUGCUGAGGCGCUCUUCACAGAGGACAUAUUGCCGAAGCAUCAAUUAGCUUCUGGGCGAGUCGCAGCGAGCCUUCAAGAUGAGAUGAAGCCCAAAAGAGUUGCUGCUACCUCUCGUCACUUUGCUGCGCAAGCAUCUUCACCAGCGGACAUCGAUCAUUUGCAAAGCUGCAUGGGGAGAGGAGAAAAGCUCGUAAAUAUAAACAUGAUAGCUAAUGAUCCACAAGGCCAUAUUUUCGUUCAGCAUUUGCAACGGUUAGAGAGCGGAAGAGCUCCGGAUGCCGAUGCGAAGGCGGAGUAGGAACUAUACUGAAGACUUUUGAAUGCAUCUCUAGUUAACUAUAGUUUAGGUUAAUCAUGACGCUCGACUUUACUAAUCUUGUUUGGUUGAUCUGUUGAGACACUAAAUGUUUGUGUUAAAAGUUUAUCAAGACAUUAGACUUGUAUCUUGUUCUCACAUCGUUUUCCGCCGCUAUAAAACAAGUUGUAUUCUGUUGGUUACAAUGUCUCAUGUAUAAAAAGAAAAAGAAAAAAGUUAUCUAAUGAAAA